UUGAUGUUGUUGUUUUAUGUUAUUAUUGUCGCAAAUUAUAAUGCGGCUUGUACUUUGGAGAAUCCGAAUCCAUCCAAUCCGACUUUAACCGCAGUUGGCUUAGUGUAUGACUAAAGAGGAAUAAUGCGAAAUCUUGCGGCUUUUGAGGCUUAAUCCGCGCGGCGUGGAUGGAGGAUCGUUGCUCCACCUCGUUUCUUGAUUUGACCUCCAGCUCGUCCCCUUUUCUCUUUCCUCCCUCUUAUCAGUCUAUUGGCAUUCUCCCAUCUAUCUCCCCAAAUAUUCACAAUGUCAGACAACACUCGCCUACUCCCCAACAACUCCCACGACGACGAGUGCCCCCGAAAACCAUAUAACAUAUACUACACAAUCCCAUACUACAAACCAUUUUUCUACUCAUACAUCUUCAUCGGAUCAUUCACUUUUGCCUGGAUAACCGACUACCUCCCAACAGUCGGCAAAAUAUGUCUCUGGAUUGGGUUCGCCACGACAUGCGGACUACUGAUCGCCACACACCCAUCGAUCUACACCGAUCAGAUGAGAUCAGAUGAGACAGGAAAGUCAGUUCGAGUACGUCGUCCGCUGAUCGGGUUCAAAAGUUGCGAGGUCGCUUUGGACGUUGAAGGCAUUAAUCAUGGGCUGUAUGAUGCUGCGGAUGGGAAUACGGACUUGAGACUUCAUGAUGGGUGUCGGUAUGGGUAUGCUAGGAUUCGUUUAUAGACUGUUUCUGGAGGGUCUGGUUACUCCUGGAUAUAGGAGGAUUGGAUGUGGUUUGUUUAGCGCUUGGGAUGUUGUGACGAUUUGAUUAUUGGACGUUUGCUAGUAUGUGCUUAUUGAUUUGAGCCCUUUUCAUGAGUCCUCUAGAACCAUUCAAUUCAUUAUAGAAGGAAAGAAAGGAUAAUUCUGUAAAUUUAAUCUGCCCGCAUAAUUGAAACGGAUUGCCAACUAAAACAUAAACUUGGAUCUUGCG
This is a messenger RNA of Aspergillus glaucus CBS 516.65, 967 nucleotides long. RefSeq lists its product as uncharacterized. The transcript has a single exon. Lineage: Eukaryota; Fungi; Ascomycota; Eurotiomycetes; Eurotiales; Aspergillaceae. The record is from RefSeq and is a predicted model, not a curated record. Bases 286 to 717 code for a protein of 143 amino acids.